Messenger RNA from Necator americanus (New World hookworm), 1647 nucleotides. RefSeq lists its product as uncharacterized. Bases 1 to 1647 code for a protein of 548 amino acids. The record is from RefSeq and is a predicted model, not a curated record. The transcript is spliced from 15 exons. Gene Ontology annotation, cellular component: transcription export complex 2. Gene Ontology annotation, biological process: poly(A)+ mRNA export from nucleus; transcription elongation by RNA polymerase II; post-transcriptional tethering of RNA polymerase II gene DNA at nuclear periphery. NCBI's taxonomy places the organism in Eukaryota, Metazoa, Nematoda, Chromadorea, Rhabditida, Ancylostomatidae. Gene Ontology annotation, molecular function: double-stranded DNA binding; RNA binding.
AUGCGAUUCUCAACCGUUCAUAGUGAUACGUCAAGUCGACAAGCAUCCCCUUUUGAGCGACGAAUACACGAAAAACGACUACUAGCAAAGAUCAAAGAUGUGAGAAAACGAAAACAAUAUCUAGAAGAAUUGCUGAAAUAUUCAAUAUUAAUAGUGAUGGAUAAAGAGAAAGAACUGGAGAGGAGACGUCAAGAAACGCUUAGGGCACAUAUCAAGUUGUUUUGGCUAACGAAAAUUGCAAAUGAACUUGUUGAUGACGAUUUAAACUACGAAAAUAGUUUAGCACAGGUAACUGAAGCACAGAAUUGGAUUGAUCAAAAUGAAAAUGAAGAAAUAGUCAGCGUAGAUAAUGCACUAGAUUCGAUAACAGUCCAAACCAAGAUCAAGCCCAGCGAUCAUCCUAUUGAAGCUACAAUGAAUACGAUGGACUUCGCCAGUGUGGCGGAGUAUUUCGAGAAUCUCGAUCGUUUCAUUGACAUCGCAACGUGGCCAAGUGCAACCAGUGCGGCAAAACUACUGUCUAUUAAUGAUGAUCAUAGUCUCCUACCGUUUUUGCAUAUCGAAGCGUAUGGUUCUCGAAAAAGUCGUUCUUUCAUCGAUGAUGAAGCAUUUGAUCAAAUCACAUGCCUUCAUCUCCAAGUGAUUUACCACAUUCAUGUGACUCAUAACUAUGAAGCUGCAUACACUACACAUACCCAGAUUAUGCAAACUUUUAACAAAGAGAUACUGCAAAAGAAAAAAGAGGUCAAUUGGUUUAUGCCGAUAUUCUAUCAGCUAUGCUCAGAUCUUCGCAAUAUCGCCAAAAUGGCUGACGAACUUACUGAGAAAGACGAUGAGGUCGAAAGCGUUUCAUCCUACUAUGAACAAUCAGCUAACUACAUCAUGGAAGCGUAUAGAACGUGUACUUCCGACGUAAGGGCCGACCCGAGUACAUCGAAAAAAAUCGCUAUUCUGAACAUGACAAAUCAACUAUUUCGGAUAUAUUUCAAGAUCAACAAGUUAAAUUUAUUAAAGCCUCUGAUCCGUGCUAUAGACAACUCUGGAGCGCUCUACCAAUCAUUUUCUAUGGCGGAUAAAGUCACAUACAACUAUUUUCUUGGGAGGAAAGCUAUGUUCGAUGCAGAUUUGCCUUUAGCUGAGAAAUCUCUCUCGUAUGCCUUCCGGAAUUGCCCAGCUGACUGCCUUUCUAACAAAAGACUGGUACUUAUCUAUCUGAUACCAGUUAAAAUGUUCCUUGGUCACAUGCCUACCGCAGAAUUGUUGCAUAAAUAUCAGUUAGAGGAGUUUCAUGACGUCGUUGAAGCUGUUAAGGAAGGCAAUCUGGCUAAAUUAGAUCAAGCGCUUGUGGACAAUGAGCACUUUUUCAUACAAUGUGGUAUCUUUUUAAUGUUGGAGAAAUUGCGAGCAAUCACAUUCAGGACGUUGUUCAAAAGAAUAUCGACUAUCGUUGGAGGGCAUUUAAUUCCCUUGAAAGCAUUUUAUACGAUCAUUCAGUAUCUUGGUGUUACUGAUGUUGACGAAGAUGAACUAGAAUGUAUUGUCGCAAAUCUUAUCGCAGAGAAGAAGAUUAAAGGCUACAUCUCGCAUCAACAUCAGAAAUUAGUUAUAAGCAAGAAGGAUCCAUUUCCUCCACUUUCUUCAGUUUGA